CGAGGAUCGCGCUCGCAGACCUCGUGUCGAGGAUUUCCCGAGGAUCAGGUGGAUUCUGAGAUUCAGCAUCGCCUGGAGCUCGGAGCUGCUCGGGCGGUGACAGUGUCGAGUGAAUUGGGCUCGGUGAUCUGGCCCCCGCGAGCUGAGCGGGAGGAUUUUUGCGUUUUUGGCGGGCACGAGGACGAGAGGAGAAGCGAGGCGCAGCAUCGUCUGGCGCGAUGGAGCUCGCCAUGGCAGGUGCGCUGGGUCGCUCUCCCAGCUGCGCUCCGACGAGCGCUCGCCCGGUGAGCUCCUCCUCCUCUUCGGGUGUGAGAGCCGUCUCAGUGUUUGCAGCUAAGAAUGUGAAGCUCGGCUCGAGCUCGUUCUUCGUUUCCACGUCCGAGGAUUUCUCGUCGGCUCAGAGGAGAUUGCCCGCGCUGAGACCGCUGACUGCGAGACGAAUGGUGCGCUCGAGUGCGACUCCAGAUGCGCCAACGGAGGAGAGCAAGGCUGCAGGGUUUAGGAGCAAGAGUCCGCAGGACACGAAUGUGGUGAUUGUCGGGGCGACGGGCUACAUUGGGAAGUUUGUGGUGAAGGAGGUGGUGAAGAGAGGGUACAAUGUGAUCGCCGUGGCGCGGGAGAAGAGUGGAAUUGGAGGCAAGUCCGGCAGAGAACAAACGCAGGAGCAACUUCCCGGUGCGAAUCUCUGCUUCUCCGAAGUCACGGACGCGAAGACUCUGGAGAAUGCUCUGCGCGGCGUAACCCCGAGUGUGGACGUCGUGAUCUCGUGCUUGGCAAGUCGCACUGGAGGCGUGAAGGAUUCGUGGCUUAUCGACUACCAGGCCACCAAGAACAGCUUGGAUGCAGGGCGAGCUCUCGGCGCAUCGCAUUUUGUACUUCUGUCUGCAAUUUGCGUGCAAAAGCCUUUGUUGGAAUUUCAAAAAGCCAAACUAAAAUUCGAGGAGGAAUUGCAAUCGAUUGGGAGUGGUUUCACGUACAGCAUUGUGCGCCCGACUGCCUUUUUCAAGAGCCUGGGAGGGCAAGUUCAGUCUGUCCAGGGAGGUGGUCCGUAUGUCAUGUUUGGGGACGGUGCUUUGAGUGCAUGCAAGCCUAUCAGUGAGGCCGAUUUAGCUUCAUUCAUCGCCGACUGCAUCGUGGAGGAGGACAAGAUCAACCAAGUACUACCGAUCGGAGGACCUGGCAAGGCGCUAACUCCUCUCGAGCAAGGUACGAUGCUUUAUGAAGUCAUCGGCAAAGAGCCCAAAUUCAUCAAGGUGCCCAUCGAAAUCAUGGACUUCGUUAUCGGUGUACUGGACUUUUUGGUGAAGAUUUUUCCUAAUUUGGAAGAUUCGGCUGAGUUCGGAAAGAUUGGUAGAUAUUAUGCGGCAGAAAGUAUGCUUGUGCUGGAUCCCAAAACGGGCCAGUAUGAUGCUGAUGCAACUCCCAGCUAUGGUAAAGACACAUUGGAGGAUUUCUUCAAGAAGGUUGUCAGAGAUGGCAUGGCUGGACAAGAGCUUGGAGAUCAGGCCGUCUUCAAAUAGGGAAUUUUUGUUCCGUUUAACAACCAUUGAAAUGCUUUAGUAUAGACAUCGUGUAGACUUUCUGUCAAAUCUGCAUCUGCGUUGAGGCCCCACGGGGCUCCCUUUUGUAAAAUGUUAGAGUUGAACCAGUUAGUAUGUUCAAAAAAUUUAGGGAGGAAGUCUUCAGCACAUCAUUGGAAGAGUUGGCCCUUGAUGUACAAUAUGUGUCGUAGAGCUACAUGGACUUUUCCUAUGGCCACAUGGGUUCAAAUCUCAUACGAGUUCGGCGCAACUUGCAGUCCUCUUAGUCAUUGAACUCAUUUCGCGAGGUUUACCCUGUAUGUGCCUGAUUGAUGCCUGGAAGGCAAAUGACCAAUUGUGUGGUACGAAACACGGCAAUCUGCCAAGAGAGAUAAUCAGGAAAUGUUCUUGUGGACUAUAUAGUUGUGUGUCAUGGAAGCUGUCUUGUCCACCACUGGUUUCUUGGAGCUUGCAGUUUGUUCCUAAGGUAUUUGCGGU
This is a messenger RNA of Marchantia polymorpha subsp. ruderalis, 2018 nucleotides long. The record is from the annotation of a GenBank genome assembly. Lineage: Eukaryota; Viridiplantae; Streptophyta; Marchantiopsida; Marchantiales; Marchantiaceae.